Molecule: messenger RNA, 1911 nt
Organism: Calliphora vicina (urban bluebottle blowfly)
Lineage: Eukaryota; Metazoa; Arthropoda; Insecta; Diptera; Calliphoridae
Exons: 3
Coding region: 1-1461 (486 amino acids)
Source: RefSeq, a predicted model, not a curated record
AUGAAUAACACAAUACAAAACAAUAACAAUAACAAAAAACAAACAGCAAAAGGCCAGCAGGGGAAACCUAUGCUGGCUGAUUGCAAACAGUCGACUGUCCAACCUUCUGGUGACAGUUUGACUAAAAGCAGCGAGGUAGCCUUGGACUUUAAGCCAAGCACCUCAAAAGCUGCAUUAGCCCUCGCUGGUAAUAUACCAGCAACAGCCCCUGCAUUGGACACUGUCGAGAAGACAGUUGUCCCUGCGAAAAUGCUACAGGUUGGAUCGUCGAACCAGAAGUCGGGUCCAACCACCGUAGCCCCACCCGCCACUACGGCAGAACCGAACGCCCCCAUUCGCAAAGAACCAUCCAGGAGGGCUUUCGUGCAAAGGCGUGCCGCCAUGCGCAUUAUCGACCGGCUUGGAUCCAAGUCGGCCGAUGCGCUUAACAUCGACGAAUUGUCGAAACUAAGUUGGGCUAAGGCUCAACUGGCUGAACUGGACAGCUCAAACACUCCUCCAAGCGCAGAUGCAGCGAACCAAGGCGCAUCUGCUGGGCCCAAACGGCAACGCUCAGAGGAGGAGCUGCUCCAGCAGCAAAACACACAGCCGAAGACUAAACGUCCGAAGCAAGAGGCUCGUGUGAUAAGAAGGCCUUACAGUGAAGUUGCUCGCAAUCCACUUGUAAGGGCUAUUAUCGACAGGAGUGUUGAUGACGGAGCUAUCUCCCAGGAGAAAUGGCUGAAAAUCCGUCAGGGUAUGCUGGGGGUAUACUGGAAGAUUCUCAAGGAGAAUCCCGGUCCAUCCCCGCAAAACGACGAUGCUGGCUGGUAUCAAGGCCAUGUAAAACUGCUAGCGUGUACCAAUGACCGCUCAGCUCUACUGCUAAAAUUAGCAAUUGCGUCCCUAGGGGAAUUGUGGCCUGGCGCGAAACUGGACGUGAUCCCGGUAAACGAGAUACCUCGUAGACCGAGAUCAGUCACAGUUAUUCCGGCGGAGCCACAUGAACCUGAGGAGAUUCUGGCAUACAUUCAGAGCGGUAAUCCCGAUCUACCAACCCAUAACUGGAAGGUGGUUAAGGUUUCCGCUCCUGAAGGUGCGCAUAGAAAGGUGGUCGUAGUCCUUAACAAGGAAUCCUUGGCGCCACUACGUGAGAGGCAAAGCAAGAUUUACUAUGGUUUCGAUAGUAUCAAGCUGCGCAUCUACCGUGGUGACGACAAGCUCGACCCCGAAACUUCUGGUGUUAAACUGGAAGCUCCGCAGGAUAUGGACUGCAAAAUUAAACUGGACGACCCCGCAAGCUCUGAGGACAAAAUGGAGACCCAAUCACACUCCAGUAUGGUUGGGGACCUAUUCUGCGCUCUGGGUGAUGUGGAGGAUGAAGAUGUUCUUCUGGAAUCAGACCCAGAAGACAUCGACGUUACGGUCAUAUAUGAUCCAGACCAUGGUGAAGGCGAUCCAAGUGAACCUUCACCACUCUAAGGCAGCUUCGGCUGCCCUGCUCCUCCACAUUGCUAAAUAUGGGGAGGACAUUGCGUUGGUCCAGGAGCCGUGGAUACACAAUGGCGAAAUUCGUGGACUCAACGCCAAAAAGUACAAACUUUUGUACAUAAGACGCACAGCGAUGAAGAUACAGUAGCUGCUGCUUGGGAGACAGGUGCAGGUAAGGUGUGGCUGCUCUCGAGCUAUAUGGCGCACGACCAGGUUGAACCACCACCGAAUAACCUGGUAUCUAAUAUGAUGCGUGCCGCAAAUAGGGCCAGAACUCCUGUAAUUAUCGGAGCUGAUGCAAAUGCUCACCACACAAUCUGGGGUAGCUCAGAUAGAAACGAACGAGGUAACACAAAAGGACCAUUGAUGGACCCAUGUGAGCUGCUCUUUCUAUCUUCCUUAUUUCGUGGCUGCCUGGAAAACCUAACCUAACCUAACCUA